CACUGAGUUAAUUCCUACUUGGCCGAGACUGUGUUAAGCUCAGGUCACACAGACAUGGAGCGUCCCUGAUGGAGCUCAGAGUGUGGGAGGUGGAGGAGCAGGCAAUCAGGGCAGAGGGCAUGGCCAGGGUGUGUGGGCACGGGGUCAUGGGGCCACAGUGCCCCCAGGUCCAAAUUCUGGGAGAACAGGAAGGGCCUGGGGAAGCCCUAUUUCCGUUAUGAAUUCCUUUGUACUCUUAUGGCAACAGCGGGGAUCUCGACAAUUCCUGGAGUCUCUCAACCACCUGGCAGCUCACUUUCUUGUCUGGUUUCCCCUUCUAUGUGGGUCUGUGUCCCAAUCUCUUCUUCUUCUUAUAAGACCCUGGGUCAUUUCCUUCCCAGAAGAGCAAGCAAGGGCGAGAAGAGUGAGAAAUGAGGAGAGCGGGUGGGGGUUGAGGAGCAGUGGAAGCCAAUGCCAGCCUUGGCAAUUUCUUGGAAUGAAGUGGGGCUGUUAUGGGAUUUUGAGCACAGGAGGGAGGUGCUGGAACUUUGGUUAAAAGCAUUCCCUGGCUGCUGUGCUGAUAAUGAACUGUAGUGUGUAGUGGUGGUGUGUGUGUGUGUGUGUGUUGGAGAAUGUAUGAGUUUCUUGUGGCUGCCAUAACGAAAUAGCACAAACUGGGUGGCUUAACACAAGAUAAGUAUAUUCUCUCAUAGGAGGUCCAUAGUUUGAAAUCAAGGUUUAAAGAGGAUUGGCUCCUUGGAGUUCACGUGUAUGGGCUGAUGGCAAUGAACUUAGGCCCAUUUCGGGUGCACAGACACUUCAGUGAAAUUCCUAUGGUUGCCAAGGAGGCACUGAGCUGAUGUGGGGGUAGAAUCCGUCCCAUGCCUCUAUCUAAGCUGUUGGUGGCCGGCAAUCCUUGGCAUUCUCUGGCCUGUGGCUGAAUCACUCCAAUCUCUGCCCCUGUUGUCACGUGGUCUCUGUAACUGUAUCCCUGUUGCCCAAAUUUUCCUUCUACAAGGACACUAGUCAUUGGGUUAGGCCCCUCUAAUCCAGUACGACACCAUCUUGAUCACAUCUGCAAAGAUCUUCUUUCCAAAUAGGUCAUCUUCCCAGGUUCUGAGUGACAUGAACUGUGGGGUGGGGACUAUGCAACCAGGCCAGAGGACCAGUGAGGAAGCAGGGAGACCUUGCCGGUGCCUGUUGUCACACCACCUCUCUUGGGCUUCUAGACCCAUUGAAACUACCUUGUGGAACCCUCCUCUCACUUAAAAACAACCACCAUUUUUGAGGGCGCCCAGGAGUGGGGGUUCCCAGGCAGGAAGGUGUGUGGCCCUGUCUGCUCCAGAUUUGUGGGAGAAGGCCCAAAGGCAGGGGGCGAGCAGGGUUCACAGGUGUCUUCUGUUGUUUCCAGUGGCUUCCCCAUGAAGCUCUGCAUCUCCCUGCCCCUCUUCAUUGCUCUGGUGCUGCUUCUCUUGGUGACAGUCUCGCUGUUGAUGUGGAGAGAGGUGAAGCGACAGAAGAAAGCUGCUGGGAUACCCCCACAGCAGGCCCCCUUUCUGGUGACGAAUGUUUCCUACGAGGCCCUGUCUCUGGACACCUUGGAUCAGGACUCAAUCUACAGCAACACGCAGGGCCUCGUCACCCCCCUUUCCAGCAGGAGCCAGGAGGCGCUCGUCCAAUACAGCGUCAUCAGGGAGCCUUAGCUGUGCCGAGGGCCCCCGGUCCGACCCCACAGGAGGCCCGUCAGCACAUUCCUGCCUCGUCUGCUUUCUGCUCCCAGGCCUCUCUUCACCGCAGACCGGAACUGGGCUCCAAGCCUGGUCUCAGGGGGCUUCUGGGAGAUAGAAAGGGGUCUCCCAUAUCCUUUCCUCUCCCAGAAGCUAGGGCUAUGGUCUGUGGCAGCUGAGGGAGGAUCAUGACAAUAAUAUGAUGAUGAUCAUGGCAAUAAUAGUAACGAACCUUUAUUUAUCGCUGCCGUGUGCGGUGGGCUGAAUAAUGUUCUAUGUGUGCUCAUCUCCAGAACCCGUGAGCGUUAGCUUCUAUGACCGGAGGGGCUGGGCAGAUGUAAUGACACGAAGGACUUGGAGAGGGGGGAUUAUUCUGCAUUAUCCUGGCAAGCCCUAACUAGAGUCACAAGG
Messenger RNA from Pipistrellus kuhlii (Kuhl's pipistrelle), 2117 nucleotides. Its product is annotated as CMRF35-like molecule 1. The transcript has 3 exons. Lineage: Eukaryota; Metazoa; Chordata; Mammalia; Chiroptera; Vespertilionidae. The record is from RefSeq and is a predicted model, not a curated record. The coding region runs from base 1401 to 1682 and encodes 93 amino acids.